GUUUUGCACGUGGAAUAGGCUUUGCUACUUUCAAGUUUUAAGCGUUUAGCAAAUUUCGAGACGUUCUGAGAAACAUUUUUGCCGUUUUUAUUUUGCCUUUGAUUUUGCCCGCAUGGCUUUGUAAAAAAAAGCAGUAGUUGCCCAAAAGCUAGACGAAUCCGACCAUGAUAAAAAUGUGUAAUCGUUCAACGUGAUAAUUAUAUCUGAUUUGUUCGUAGCAAUAAAGUGGGCCGACCAGUAGGCACUAGACAUCAAACAUGAGUGAGCGCACAAAUGCCACCAGCGCCAAGGGGAAGAAGGGAAAAGGAGGCGCCUCGAACGCGGCCAACAGCACCAAGGCAUCCAUCCGACCGCCGCAGCGGAUCACCACCGUUCAGAAGCUGCACAUGAAGCUGCUGGAGGCGGGCAUCGGCGCCGGCGACCGGCGUGGACCGACCGACGCGGCCAUCGCCGCCGGCAUGAGGGCGACGGCGCGGCCGGGCCCCGGCACCGAGCCACCGGACGGCUCCGUGAGCAGGGACUCGAGUCCCGGCAUCGACCUGGUGCCGCCGCCCCAGGAGCCGCCAGCCGAGCCGCCGCCGCCGCCGCCGCCCAAGAAACCGGCCAAACGCACCGCCGCCCAGAUCUUCCGCGAGCUGGCCAGGUGCCGGGUCGAACAGGAGGAGGAACUGAAAAGACUGUCGGCGCUGGAGUUUGUGCCCGUCACAGAAGAGGUUGUGAACAAGAAGGCUGUCGAGCUGGAGGAAAAGGAGGCCCACGACAGGGCGGAAAGGCGCAUGCUGGCACUGCUCACUCUUGAGAACUCCAUAGCCUCCAAGGAAAAGGCGCUGGAACAUAAAAAGAAACUGGGAGAUAAAGCGCUGCAGGAGAAGCGAAACCUGCGCACCGUUCUGGCUGAGCUGAGGGCCCAGGAGCAGACUCUGGCAGAGCACGUGCGGAGGACCGUGGUGGCACUACGGGAGAGGGCCAGGGAGGCGGUCAGCGCGGUCACCCAGCAGAAGGUCACUGACGCUCGCCAGUUUGGGGAGGAGACGCUUUCACUUGUCCGAGAGGCUCAGCAACAGAGGGAAGAGGAGCGUCAGCAGCGGGCGCAGCUGAUUCAGGAGAUCCGUCAGCUGGAGACCACGCCGCUGCCCCGCUUCAAGGAGCUGGACCUCACCGAAACGGCCGGCCACGGACUGCUCGACGAAAUGUCCAUCGUCGAGCUCAGAGAACGACUUGCCCUCCUAAACAUGAGACGAACGGCAGAACUUCGAGAAAAGAACCAGAUGAUUCUCAAAAAGAAAAAGGAACAAGAGCAGCAGAUGGAAUUGGCUGAAGAGAUUUUAGCAAGAUUCCACGAAACGCAAGCACUUGAACGGCAGCAGCAACGUGAGCGGUCAGCCAGGAGGCCGCCUCCAGUCUCCUCCGAGCGGCUCCACCAGCUUCAGAGCGAGCUCGAGAUGAAGCGAGGAGAGCGGCUGAGGAAAGCUGCCGAGCGGCGAGCCGGUCUGCGACCGCAGCGACACCUGGUGGUGCCAACAGCAGCGCCUCCAGCGGCAGUUGUGCGAAGCGCGCCGCCGGGAGUGGGUCGCACGCGGGCGGAGGAGGAGGCGGUGUAUCAAAGGCGGACAAAGAGUGACAGUUGUGUGCGGCUGGGUGCCAGCUCCCAGGGGGUCACCACCGGCACCUCGCAGUCCUAUGGGUGUGUCGCCAGAUAGAUGGGCAAUUGUGGGCUAUAAGCACUGCAACGGAUCGGCGGAAACGGUACAAGCUGAAAAAACAUCGAAAUAUAAUCUACUGUGAUGCUA
Messenger RNA from Amphibalanus amphitrite, 1790 nucleotides. Its product is annotated as cilia- and flagella-associated protein 99-like. The coding region runs from base 258 to 1700 and encodes 480 amino acids. NCBI's taxonomy places the organism in Eukaryota, Metazoa, Arthropoda, Thecostraca, Balanomorpha, Balanidae. The record is from RefSeq and is a predicted model, not a curated record. The transcript has 7 exons.